Onthophagus taurus is the source of this 1402-nucleotide messenger RNA. It is a transcript of the gene Cdk1, whose product is annotated as Cyclin-dependent kinase 1. Gene Ontology annotation, molecular function: ATP binding; cyclin-dependent protein serine/threonine kinase activity. The record is from RefSeq and is a predicted model, not a curated record. Gene Ontology annotation, biological process: G2/M transition of mitotic cell cycle; protein phosphorylation; mitotic G2 DNA damage checkpoint signaling. Gene Ontology annotation, cellular component: nucleus. NCBI's taxonomy places the organism in Eukaryota, Metazoa, Arthropoda, Insecta, Coleoptera, Scarabaeidae.
CCUGUCACCGGAUUGGUUCGUUCGCGAUAUGUCGUAAACGUAUCCCUGAUUCGAAACUCGAGAAAAACGUUAAAAGUUCGUUAUUAUUAGAAAGGUAGUUUAGUGAUAUACACACAAAAGAUUAAUAAAGUUAAAUAAAUAAAUCAAUUAGAUUAGUUAAAAUAGUGAACGUUAGCCUUUCGGUUUGACUUCAAGUCGUAUGUUGAGUGUUGAGAAAUAACGUGUUUUAGUGAGGGUGAAGAUUUUUUGACCACGUUAAACUCGAUUAUUUUAUAAAAAAAACCACCGGUAAAAUGGAUGACUUUGUAAAAAUUGAAAAAAUCGGCGAGGGAACGUAUGGUAUUGUCUACAAAGGUAGAAAUAAGAAGACUGGGAAGUUGGUGGCUAUGAAAAAGAUCCGACUUGAAACUGAAGAUGAAGGUGUACCGUCCACAGCAAUAAGAGAAAUCUCGUUAUUAAAAGAACUUCGACAUCCAAAUAUUGUUUUAUUACAAGAUGUUCUCUUAGAAGAAUCAAGAUUAUACUUAAUUUUUGAAUAUCUACCUAUGGAUUUAAAAAAAUAUAUUGACCAACUUCCUAAAACUACCAUGAUGGAUCCACGACUUGUAAAAAGCUAUUUAUAUCAAAUAAACAGUGCCAUAUUGUUUUGCCAUCAAAGACGAGUAUUGCAUCGAGAUUUAAAACCACAAAAUUUGUUGAUUUCAAAAGAUGGUAGUAUUAAAGUAGCGGAUUUCGGUUUAGGAAGAGCGUUUGGUGUCCCUGUUCGUGUCUACACCCAUGAAGUUGUUACUUUAUGGUACCGAGCUCCAGAAGUAUUACUGGGAUCGCCUCGUUAUUCUUGUCCAAUCGAUAUGUGGUCCGUCGGAUGUAUUUUUGCUGAAAUGACAACCAAAAAACCAUUGUUUCAGGGUGAUUCUGAAAUAGAUCAACUGUUUAGAAUUUUUCGCGUCCUCCGUACGCCUACUGAUGAAACAUGGCCAGGCGUCAGCGCUUAUCCCGAUUACCAUGCAACAUUUCCUAAAUGGAGCAACUAUAAUCUAGCUUCCCAAGUAAGCAAUAUGGAAAAAGAGGGAUUGGAACUCCUCAAAGAAAUGCUCAUUUACGAUCCAACGAAAAGAAUUUCCGCUAAAGUCGCUGACACUCAUCCUUACUUUCAUAAUUUGGAUCGUAACGUUUUACCAGAGUUUUAUGAUUAGAUUUUUUUUAAAAUCAUGUUGCCAAGAGGAUUAAAUUAAAACUUUUUUUUUUAUUUUACGUUGUAUAACUGUUCCAUCAUUUCACUUUAGGAAAUAAUUUAAUAAGAAAUGCCAUAAAAUACUUUUGAAAGAAACAGUCUCUCUUUAAUUUACGUUGUAUUACUUAUUUACUUUUGAUAUAAAUGCAUUGAUACUUUCUUAUAAAA